ACUACGUCCAUGGAACGAGGAAUCAGUCUCAGCAAGGCUGAUAUUGUUGAGAAUAUAUUUCUAUGUUUUGAGUCAGUGAAUGGGUCUUGCAAAAGAUCAAUCUUUCCUCCAACAAUACGAGUAUUACUUUAUCUCUUACUUGGCUCAAUGUCUGUUCUCACAGUGUGUGGCAACCUUCUUGUAAUCAUCCCCAUCAUUCACUUCAAACAGCUCCACACCCCAACCAACUACCUCAUCCUCUCUCUGGCUGUGUCAGACCUUCUCUUGGGGGUUUUAGUGAUGCCUCCCAGCAUGGUACAUUCACUGGAAAGCUGCUGGUAUUUUGGAGAUUUAUUCUGUAAAAUCUACACCAGCACUGAUGUUAUGUUGAGCAAUACAUCCAUUCUUAACUUGUGUUUUAUUUCUAUUGACCGGUAUUAUGCAGUGUGUCGCCCUCUCCUUUAUAGAACUAAAAUAACUGUUCACUUUGUUCUGAUUAUGAUGCUGGUCAUCUGGACUGGUUCUGCUAUGGUAGUGUUUGGUAUAGUAUUUUUGGAGCCCAGUACUUGGGGCAUGGAGGAUGUUGCCUGUGAGGGAGAAUGUAUUUUCUUUCAAAACAAAGCAUCGAGUACUGCGUCUUUGGUUCUCUCAUUCUACAUCCCAGGAGUAGGGAUGCUUAGCAUCUACCUAAAGAUUUUCCUAGUAGCACAGAGACAGGCACGCUCAAUUCAGGGUACAACCAAUCAGAACUCAGUAGGCAAAUCACAGAGGAAGGCCACCAAAACACUUGCUAUCAUUAUGGGUGUAUUUCUAUCAUUCUGGACACCCUUUUUUGUCAUCAACAGCAUUGAUCCUUUUAUUAGUUACUCUACCCCACCAGUUUUGUUUGAAACACUUAUAUGGAUUGGCUAUUUUAAUUCAGCUAUUAAUCCCAUGGUGUAUGCAUUCUUUUACAGUUGGUUCAGGAGGGCGUUUAGAAUUAUAAUUUCUGGUCAAAUAUUUCAACCUGACUCUUCAGAAAUACAAUUGUUUUCAGAAUAAGUACAGUGAGCUCCAAAAGUACUGAGACAGAGACACGUUUUGUUGUUUUGGCUCUGUUCUCCAGCACUUUGGAUUUGAAUUGUGAUUUCAUUUGAGGAUAUUUUGAUCCAUAUUGGGUGAAUUGUUUAGAAAUUACAGCUCUUUUUGUACAUAAUCCCCCCAUUUUAGUAAAACAAAAGUAUUUGAGCGAAUUCACCUUUGUGUGUAUUAAAGUAGUAAAAAGGUAGGUUUUUGUUCCCAUAUUCAUUGCACGCAACAAUGACUACAUCCAGCUUGGGACUCUACAAAUUAUAUCAAUAGUAAAUAAUGUAUUGUGUAAUUUUGGUGUCACUUUUACUUUAAAUUAUGAGUGAGAAAGUUACAGACACACAAAUAUCAUACAUCCAACACAUGCUAACUUCCCGUUAUUGUAAUGGUGCGAGGUUAGCAUGUCUUGAGGGUAUGAUAUUUGUGAGUUUAACUUUCUCACUCAUCAUUAUUC
Molecule: messenger RNA, 1501 nt
Organism: Oncorhynchus kisutch (coho salmon)
Lineage: Eukaryota; Metazoa; Chordata; Actinopteri; Salmoniformes; Salmonidae
Product: trace amine-associated receptor 1-like
Exons: 1
Coding region: 10-1020 (336 amino acids)
Biological process (GO): G protein-coupled receptor signaling pathway
Cellular component (GO): membrane
Molecular function (GO): trace-amine receptor activity
Source: RefSeq, a predicted model, not a curated record